AUGCGCCAGCACCCUCUCCAAGCCGUCACGCAGCGAUUCACGCUUGAACGCGGCGCCGAGGCCUUCGAUGACAUGUCUGCCGUAUCGGUAAGGGCAGAGAUCUGUAGUGUAGUCUCUCUCUCUCUCAGUGUGUGUGUGUUUGUGUGUAUGUGUGUGCACAGGAGCGCAUGCAGGGAAAGGUCGGCCCGUCUCCGACCGACGAGGAGCUUUUGCAGUGGUUGGCCGACACCGAAGCCAUCCUGUUCCAAAUCCUGCAGGGCAAGAGGUAAGUGCUGUGCGUCGGUGUAAUGUGUGUGCGCACGUGGGUCUGUCUUGUUGCUGCUUGCAGACCGCCUGGUUCAGACAAGGUUGCCGAGGAUUUCGCAUUGAGAGUGUCUACCCUCUGUGAGCAACUACCUAUGAUCGAUCUGCACAUACCAACAGAGGCCGGAUGGACCCACUCACUGUCUGUCUGUCUGCCUGCCAUCUCUGUGUGUGUGUGUCAUGCACGCACGUGUGGUUUAGAUAUGAGCUGUGCAGUGAAGUGUGACGACAGAGGUAACAGACAGACAGGGCAAUGGAUACCGCCAUCGACAGACAGACAGACAGACGGACAGAGACGGGAUGUGUGUGUGUGUGUGCGUGUGUGUUUCCUCCAGGGUUGGAUUACUCGAUCAGACCGAAGGUCGCUGAAUACGCAUCGGCUACCACGGACGCAGCUGUACGAACAGCGCUUUUGAAUCGCGUCCAGCCGCGUGUUGAUUGA
Vitrella brassicaformis is the source of this 745-nucleotide messenger RNA. The record is from the annotation of a GenBank genome assembly. Lineage: Eukaryota; Vitrellaceae.